This is a messenger RNA of Amborella trichopoda, 351 nucleotides long. The record is from RefSeq and is a predicted model, not a curated record. NCBI's taxonomy places the organism in Eukaryota, Viridiplantae, Streptophyta, Magnoliopsida, Amborellales, Amborellaceae.
AUGAAGAAAACCGGGAAGAGUGACAAGGUGCCCGAGCCUUCUGGCACAUGGCCUGUGCUCGAGCACUUGCCGCUACUAGCAAAGUCGCGGCCCCCAUGGAGAGCCUUCGCCUAUCUUGCAAACAAAUAUGGCCCGGCUUUCAGCAUACGCACGGGGUCGAAACAGAGUUUGGUGGUGAGCAGCUGUGAGCUCGCCAAGAAGUCCUUCACCAAGAAUGACAAGAACUUUGCAAGCCGACUGCUCACCACGGCCACAAAGUUGUUGGCUUAUGACUAUGCAGUGUUCGUCAUUUCCCCCUAUGGGCGUGUCUCUGAGCUCGACGCAUGUGUAAGAGAGAUUUACAGACUCUAG